Molecule: messenger RNA, 2431 nt
Organism: Drosophila takahashii
Lineage: Eukaryota; Metazoa; Arthropoda; Insecta; Diptera; Drosophilidae
Gene: Hsepi
Product: D-glucuronyl C5-epimerase
Biological process (GO): heparan sulfate proteoglycan biosynthetic process
Cellular component (GO): Golgi apparatus
Molecular function (GO): heparosan-N-sulfate-glucuronate 5-epimerase activity
Source: RefSeq, a predicted model, not a curated record
AACCGGAUGUCCAAAUAUUCCAGCAGCCAGAGAGAUGCCUUCGCCGUGCCCUCGCCUUCAGUGAGCAGGGAAAACAGGGAGCCACGAAAACCGCAGGGGAUUAAACAACGCGAGCCACUGGUCUUCUUCAUCAUGCGUCUCAACCUGAAAGCCGUGCUACUCAUCCUCACCGUGGCCGUGGUGGUCAUCACCCUGGGCGUCUACAUGCGCUGCGCCGCCUUCACCUUCUCGCCGGACUUUGUGCGUCCACUGGACCGCGCGGCCAGCAGGCAAUCCUCCGGCGCAGGAGAACCCACCGCCCUGCAGGACAUCGAGUGCUCCAUAAACCAGGAGUACAGCGUGCACUGCAAGCGGGACGAGAACGCCAACGAGGUGUACGUGCCGUUCUCCUUUCUGCGCAACUACUUCGACGUCAGCGGAGCCGUGUCCACCACCGGCAGCGAGGUGGCCAGGUUCAACUGGGUGCACAGCACGGCCAAGGUGAACCUGCCCAGGGGCAAGUACGAUCCACGCGGCGUCUUCAUGUACUUCGAGAACUACAACGUGGAGGUGCGCGACCGGGUGAAGUGCAUCAGCGCCGCCGAGGGCGUGCCGGUGAGCACGCAGUGGGAGAAGCGCGGCUACUUCUACCCCACGCAGAUAGCCCAGUUCGCUCUGUCGCACUACAGCAAGAACCUCACGGAGCCGCCGCCCAGGGUGCGCGUUUUGGAGGACGGCGACGGGAACCAGAUGGACUGGAGCACUCCCAAGACGAGCAACAUGACGCGCAUCUGGCACCACAAGUUCAACACCAGCGUAGUGCAGUUCGAGACGGCACCGGGCUACGAGGGCGCCAUUAGCAUCGCCCUCAACCAGACGCUGGACCUGCUGCUCAGCGUGGACCUGCUGCUGGUGACCAACAGCAGCAGCCUCAUGGUCACCGUCCAGAACCGGGACACCCGGCACAGCUACACUUUGCACUACAUACCCGCCGACCUGCUGCUCAGCGUGCAGGACUCGAAUAUCUACUACGGUCUGGGCGGAUCGGCGCUUAACAAGUGGCGUCACAUCACUCGGGACCUGCACAUCGACGUCCAGAAGGGAAUAGUCCUGGGGGACAAGCGCUCGCCGUUGAAGGUGCGCCGCUCCGACCUGGAGGUUCUUUCCAUUGGCUUCCUGGGCCUGGGCUUUUACGACAACAUCACUCUGUCCACCAGCGAGCAUCUGGCCCACUUCUACGAUGCGGCAGAGUGGUUUAUCCACAACCAGGACCGCAAGACGGGUGGCUGGACCAAUCCGGUGCGCCGCAGCCUCAACGGCUUUGCCGAGCUGCGACCGGGCUGGAUCUCGGCCAUGGGCCAGGGCCACGCCAUCUCGGUGCUCUCACGCGCCUACUGGCACUCCGGCGAUGAGCGCUACCUGCGGGCGGCCGCAGCCGGUCUGCAGCCAUACAGGGUUUACUCGCGGGACGGCGGCGUUCUUGCCCAGUUCAUGGACAAGUUCUACUGGUACGAGGAGUAUCCCACCACGCCGCCGUCCUAUGUGCUGAACGGCUUUAUCUAUUCUCUACUGGGCUUGUACGAUCUCAACAGCACUGCGCCAGCGAAAAUAGCCCGCGAUGCUGGGAAGCUGUUCGCCCAGGGCAUGUACUCGUUGAAGAAGAUGCUGUUGCUCUACGACACCGGCUCUGGGACCAGCUACGACCUGCGCCAUUUGAGCCUGGGCGUGGCUCCCAACCUGGCGCGCUGGGACUACCAUGCCACGCACGUGAACCAGCUGCUUCUGCUGGCCACCAUCGACAGCGAUCCGCUGAUUGCGCAGACAGCGGAGCGCUGGAAGGGCUACAUGUUUGGCCGGAGGGCCAAGCACAACUGAGAACUAAGGAAACUGGCGGCCUAUCGCCGUCGAAAAAGUGAUAUUUUGUAGGGCUUACGUAUUGUGCUUAACCAUUCUAAAUGGUUGCACCUGGUGCCGUGCCCUCACACUCCUGACCCGCAAAUAUUUCGCGUUUCUAUUGUGUUAUUUCCGACCUCGUCCUUGUGCUAAAGUCCUAAUUUGGCUCGUCUAGCCAGGCGUCCAAUGUUAAGCUGUUGUACCUUUACCUUCGAUUGCAUUAUCAGAUGUUGGCCUCGUCUUUGAAAAUUUGUUAAUCCCCCCUAUUUGAUAGCUUAAUUGUUUGCCGAGAGUAGAUGCACGCGCACUCACUGGACAAUAUCUAGAAAUGAACAUUUAACACUUACUGUUUUAGUCAGACUUUUUUACUGCGCAAACUAAGUAGAGUUCGUUACUACACCUUCCUGUAUAAAGUAAUAUAGAGAGCUUAGCGUAAUAGUUGUAGAACAUAUGUAGGUAGUAUCCGUAUCCGUUAGAUACAAACGUAGACUCUUGUAUUUAGCCUCCCGUGCAGAGGUAAUAGUAGCGUUCCCACUCAUGUACUAACUGCCCAGACCCC